UGCUUUGAGAAAUCACUGUUAUGAUGAAUUGAACUAAAACAAUUAUAUUAAUUACCCAAAAUUUCUGUUUUCUGCUUACUGAUACACAAGAAUAUUUUUUUUUAAUGCCUUUCGACGUAAAUCAUAAGUUAUGGAUAUCUACUUCAAAAGAGAUUGGCCAGCUUUUGAAAAAGCAAAUGCGCCUUAAAACAAUCGAACCUCCUGAAGAGAAGGCUCUAUCAUUUAAGAUACUUUGCGAACUUUAUGUGCUGUAUGUGGAACUGGUAAACAAAUUAACGUUUAUUUAUUUCAACACAUUUCAAGUGCAAAAACGAGCUAUCGUUCGGACUCUAGUUGAAAAUGCAACACAACAGCUAAUGUUACUUAAAGAGGAAUUAAAGGAAAUUGAAUUAAGCGAAUAUGUGUACAUGGACAAAGUUUUGAUUUCAAGAAAACUGACUCCACGAGAUUUGAUGAUUUGGAGGUCUCCACAAUUUCUGUAUCGUCGUCCCUUAGAUAUUCAAAAUAUCAUAUCAAAGAAUAAGAUAUACAUGAAUGAUGAAGAAAAAGAAGCAAGUGCUGCAGAAGAUUGGGUUAAAGUUACAGAAGCUGUUGAGCUUAUUCAAGCACAUGAAAGAGCUCGUCGAGCACGAAUAUAUAAGGCGAACAUAAAAUAUGAUAAAAAGAAAUAUUUGGAAGUGAAACAAAGAAAGAAAAUUAAUUAUAUGUUUACCUUUAAGCCAAAUCAAGCCAUGAGUAUACCAGUAAAAAGAACCAUCUUUAACGCGGACUUUAUAAAGACUGAAGAAUCUUGCGCCGAUUUAAGGGAUAGGGAUGAUAAUAUGAACGAGCUAUAUGAUGAACAAGAACUGGAAAGAAUUAAUACUUUGCGAAAUAAUGCAGCACGUAUUAUUCAAUCUUGCUGGCGAGCAUACAAAACUAGAAAAAUAUUGAAAAUCAAAAAACAAUUUAAAAAGGAAUUACUAGGUAUUAAAAAAAUUCGAAAAUUGAAAAGGCCAAAUCAGUUUUCAAACUCGGUUCUUGAAAUGUAUAAAAAUGAAAAAUUAAAAAGCCAGCUUGACGAAGAUUUCGCAAAAUUAAUCAUGGAUGAGCGAACAAGGUUGCUUCAAGUGCGAACUCCUUGGAUGAUGGAAGACAUUUCCGAUCACAUUCGCGCCUGGUUCGAUGAAUUCUAUGGAAAAACUGGAAAUUUUCAUCCUUAUCCAGAUCCUGUUAAGAAAGGUACAGUUCUGGUUGUUAUCGAUGAGACUAUGACGCCAAUGGAGUUUCAAGAAAGUCUUAAUAAAAAACCUAUGAGCAAAGAGGAGAAGAAGAAACAGAAGGACAAGAUAAAAGCUGAGAAAAAAAAGAAAAAGGAUAAAUUGAGACAGCAAAAAAUGAAGGAAGCAAAAAGACGCAAAAAAUUAAAAGAUGCUGGAAUCAUCGAUAUUGGAUAUAUAGUAUCCUCAAGUAAACCAAUAGUUAAAAUUGAAGAGACAAUGAAACAAUUUUCGAUCGAUUGGAGAGAUGUUGACGAAUAUCUAAAUAGGAAUCACGAUCCUAUUAAAGAUUGGGUGACCGAAGAACAGUUGGAUGUAAUACAUCAAGAGUUACGACAAUUAGUUGAUGAAUACAUGCGGGUUGAAUAUGAAUUGUUGAGAGAAGCUUGGGCAAAGGAUAACAAAGUUCCCUAUAAACCACUAAAAGUUAAGAAACCUAAGAAAAAGAAGAACAAGAAGAAGAAAAAACCAUUUGAUCCGACAGAAGAUAGAACUUUGGAUUCCCUAUAUAAUGAACUUAAGGAUGAUGGUGUUAUUGAGCAAGUGUCGCACAAGGACUUUGAUGAAUUCAUUGCUGACUUCAAUUUCUUGGCUGAUGAUACACGAGAUGCGGAAGAUAACUUAACUACGGUUGGUCCAGCUAAGGGUGACAUCAAAAUGGUAAUUCAAGAAAGUAUGUUGGGAAUGAGUGAGUUUGAUAUCGCGAAGCCAAAGUCAAUUUUACUAAUUGGGCCACUAAAUAGUGGAAAAAAAUUGCUAUGCAAUAUAAUUGCGUCUGAAUUGGAUGCUGUUUUUAUAAAUCUUAGUCCGGAAAAAACGACUCAAUAUGCAGAUGAUAUGAACAUGUUUUUACAUAAAGUUAUGAAAGUUGCAAAAGCAUUUCAACCAGCCAUUUUAUACAUCGAAGAAGCUCAUCGGGUUUUCGCCAAGAAAACUCCACCUGAACAAGCUGCCAUGAAGCCGACAAUCCUUGCUUCAUAUAUUGCCAAAAAAAUAUUGAAGCCAAUUAAAAAAAGUGACAAGAUUGUUCUUCUUGGCACAAGUAAUACGCCCUGGGCUGCAAAGGGCACACUUAAAAAAAACUUUAAAAAGAUCAUACUUAUACCGAAGUGUGAUUAUGGCACCAGUUUCAUGCUUUGGCUCGAUUUGAUGACGGAAAAUGCGCCCGAUGACCUGGAAGCUUAUCAAUACUCUGCAUUAGCCAGAGUUUUGCAGGCAUAUAAUUCUGGGGACAUUACUAAUAAUAUAGCGCAGACUCUGAAUGUGGAAAGAAAGAUGCGACUUAGAUUCGAUGCUCUUGAACCGAAGGAAUUUUUGGAAUAUUUCCUCUCUGAAAAUAAUCCACCAAUGUUUCCGCCAGAGUUGAAGAUGAUGGAGAAGUUUACAAAAUGGUUUGGAAAAUCCAAUAAAUUUGAGAAAAUGAGAAGGAAGAUUAUGGCCAUUAAAGCAGCCAAAAACAAGAAGAAAAAAUAAAAGUAAAAAUAAUCCAAAUAUUUUAACUAAUGUAUUUCGGAUGUAAUGCUAAAAUUAAAUAGCAGUGGCUUGUUUUAAA
Messenger RNA from Drosophila nasuta, 2811 nucleotides. Its product is annotated as dynein regulatory complex protein 11. NCBI's taxonomy places the organism in Eukaryota, Metazoa, Arthropoda, Insecta, Diptera, Drosophilidae. Gene Ontology annotation, molecular function: ATP hydrolysis activity; ATP binding. The record is from RefSeq and is a predicted model, not a curated record.